AUGAACACAAAUUGUCAUGUAUUUCUUGGACAAUUACACUAUGCCUACUGUUUCGUUCGUGGCAGAGACUAUGACUUGCUCCGGUCCCCUCCCUUGGGAUCCCGGCUCAGAACCUUGAUCCGCCAGGCAGUCAUCAUUCGGGAGGAAAAGGAUGAGAGCAUUCUGAAUUUUACCUUUGACGCCUCGCAUAUCGACACAAUGGGUCUCCACUUCUUGAGACGUCUAUGUCUUGGUCCGAAUCUUUCUUUCUGUAUACAGCAUGAGAGUUCGACUUGUUAUCGCAACGCGGAGCUCGCACUCCGAAUGCUGUUGUGUAUUCAGGCGCCGCCAUACCAUGUCGAUCUAGUCACUUCGGCCUACUUUGCCAAUUUUAUGUUUACUAAACCUCGGGCCUUGAGUCUGACGCCUGAGGUCGCCCUUGAAGGCUCCGGUUCUGGUCUAUUAUCGGAAUAUCUCACAGCAUCUCCGGGACGCACUGGUCCAUGGGCAGAACAUGAGUGGUUCGAGACGAACUUGUGCCGUGGACGGGCAACAAAUGUGUUUUCACGACUUUUGUUGAUUCAAUGGUACCAUGGUCAUGAGUUUCGGGGUAGAAUCUUGACCUGUUUCUCCACCAAGUUGACACGGGGUUCGGGCGCGCCCACGAAUAUGUACGUCUCAAACACCAAUCUUGCAGCAGCCAGGCACAAACGAGGAACACGGAUCGAUCACCGUGAUCGACGCAGAUCGCAAGACGGGCUGUGCCGUCUGGACUAA
Colletotrichum lupini is the source of this 756-nucleotide messenger RNA. RefSeq lists its product as uncharacterized. The transcript is spliced from 5 exons. Bases 1 to 756 code for a protein of 251 amino acids. The record is from RefSeq and is a predicted model, not a curated record. NCBI's taxonomy places the organism in Eukaryota, Fungi, Ascomycota, Sordariomycetes, Glomerellales, Glomerellaceae.